Zychaea mexicana is the source of this 933-nucleotide messenger RNA. Its product is annotated as DNA recombination and repair protein Rad51. Gene Ontology annotation, cellular component: condensed nuclear chromosome. The transcript is spliced from 7 exons. Lineage: Eukaryota; Fungi; Mucoromycota; Mucoromycetes; Mucorales; Lichtheimiaceae. The annotation marks the transcript as partial. Gene Ontology annotation, molecular function: ATP binding; ATP-dependent DNA damage sensor activity; ATP hydrolysis activity. Gene Ontology annotation, biological process: mitotic recombination-dependent replication fork processing; reciprocal meiotic recombination; mitotic recombination. The record is from RefSeq and is a predicted model, not a curated record.
GGUGUUUCACCAGGUGAUAUCAAAAAGCUUAAAGAAGCCGGCCACUACACUGUCGAGUCAAUUGCAUACACGACCAAGAAGACUCUGCUGGCCAUCAAGGGUCUCUCCGAAGCCAAAGUGGAGAAGAUUCUCAAAGAAGCCAGCAGUUUGGUGGAUAUGGGCUUCACUACGGCCAUGGAGAUCCAUCAGCGUCGGGCGGAAAUGAUCCAUAUUACCACGGGCUCAAAAGAACUGGACAAGAUCCUCGGCGGUGGUAUCGAAACGGGCUCUAUUACUGAGCUGAUUGGCGAGUUCCGGACCGGAAAAACACAGCUGUGCCAUACACUUGCGGUGACAUGUCAGCUGCCAGUCUCACAAGGAGGUGCCGAAGGAAAAUGCCUGUACAUCGAUACCGAGGGUACUUUCCGUCCAAGCCGUAUUCUCGCUACAGCCCAAAGGUACACACUGUCGACGGAGACCACAUUGGACAACGUGGCGUAUGCCCGGGCCUAUAAUGCCGACCAUCAAUCGGCAUUGCUUGUUCAAGCCUGUGCACUGAUGGCGGAAACUCGGUUCGCUAUACUUAUUGUAGACAGCGCUAUUGCACUGUUCCGCACAGACUAUUCUGGACGAGGUGAACUUUCUGCACGUCAAAUGCAUCUGGCUCGCUUUCUCCGUCUUCUGCAGCGAAUCGCAGAUGAAUUUGGUGUGGCAAUCGUGAUUACCAACCAUGUCGUUGCUCAGCCGGAUGGAGGGGCGUCCAUGUUCGUUGCUGAUCCCAAAAAACCAACCGGAGGCAAUAUUAUCGCUCAUGCUUCAUGCACCAGACUCUACUUUCGAAAGGGUAGAGGCGAGAGCCGUAUCUGCAAGAUCUACGACUCACCCUCGCUGCCAGAGACUGAAACGGUGUUUGUCAUCUCUGAACAGGGUGUCAGCGAUCCCCGCGACGACUAA